GGGAGCGAGGCUGGCGGCUGAUGAGCGCAGGCAGCAGUAUGGCGGCGGCUCUGGGUGGUUUGGGCCUCUUGCACGGCCGGUUCAGGCUAGCUGCUGCGGCCGCUGCCACCUCCUCCGCCCUUAGUCCCCGGGCUCCGGUGAGAGGAGGCGCCGCCACUUUCCCCUCAGCCGGGAGGAACUAUGGGUCGGAGGCGAAGGAAGAGGAGGAGCUGCGAGUGCAGUACCUGGAUGAAGAGCACAAAGGAAUUGUGGUGCUUGGGUUAAACAGAUCUCAUGCCAAGAAUGCACUUAACAAAAAUCUUUUAAAAAUGAUGUCAAAAGCUGUGGAUGCUUUGAAAUCUGAUAAGAAAGUACGAACUGUUAUAUUCCGAAGUGAAGUCCCAGGGAUAUUCUGUGCUGGUGCUGACCUUAAAGAACGAGCAAAAAUGCAUUCAAGCGAAGUUGGUUCUUUUGUCUCAAAAGCAAGAGCAACCAUUAAUGAGAUGGCUAAUCUUCCAGUACCAACUAUUGCUGCAAUAGAUGGAAUUGCGUUGGGUGGUGGCCUGGAACUUGCUUUAGCCUGUGACAUAAGAGUGGCAGCCUCUUCUGCUAAGAUGGGCCUAGUUGAAACGAAGCUGGCAAUCAUUCCGGGAGCAGGGGAAGGAGGAAAUAAAACAAGAAUAGAAAAAGCCCCAGAAGCAAAGUUGAACAUUAGAGGAAGUGCAAGAGGGGGAACACAGAGAUUACCUCGUGCAAUUGGAGUAUCUUUGGCUAAAGAGCUAAUCUUCUCUGCACGCAUUGUGGAUGGUGAGGAAGCAAAGUCAAUAGGAUUGAUUAGCCAUGUGGUGGAACAAAAUGAAGCAGGGGAUGCUGCAUACAGAAGAGCACUAGCUCUGGCAAGAGAAUUUUUACCUCAGGGACCAGUAGCAAUGAGAGUUGCAAAGCUGGCCAUCGAUCAGGGAAUGGAGGUUGACUUAGUAACAGGCCUAGCAAUUGAAGAAGCUUGCUAUGCUCAGACUAUUCCAACAAAGGAUAGAAUUGAAGGUCUUCUUGCAUUUAAAGAGAAAAGAUCUCCUCGCUACAAGGGAGAAUAAAAGAAGCUGAUGCCUUUAAAAUGAAAUGGGGUAUAUGUACAGAUAUGAGGACCACUAUGAUGCAUUUUGCAUCUAUGCCUAGAGAAUCAAAACCACCAAAGUUAAAGCAAAUGUUACUGAUGUUACAACAUCUUCUGUGUGUCCAUACUUGUACUGGGGCAGGAUAGAAAUGCGUGCCUACUCAUGCUCAUUACAGUGUCUGAAGGCCUUGUAUUGGCAAGGUCACAGGUUCAUGCAGCAUUUUAAAAAUUACGUAUAUCUGAAACUUACCAUUCUAUAAUUCAAAAAAGCUCUGUAAAUUCUUUAUAUAAACAAAACCUAAAUGUGAUGCGAAGUAUAAAUCUGAUUUAUCAUUUUAUCAGUAUCAAAGUGACUACCAAACACCAAAAAUAAAAAAUUGUACCAAAUAUGCAUUAAAAUGGUUCUGUAUAUCAGUAAAAAUUAUGUCUGAGUAUUCUACCUGAAUGUGUACAUUAUAAAUAAAAUGAAGGGAAAGGAAAAGGAUUAUUGUUUAGUAAAUGUCAAGCUUAAUCAUCUGACUUACAUUAUUCUUAGUAAAACGAAAUUAACUUUUGUGAGAAUAGCACACAAUGGCAUCCUUUUGGUGAAGUCAUUGCCAGUGUAUACAUUUAAUUAUAUUAAAUGAAGAUAUCUUAAAGUCCAGCCCUACUAAUGCAUUAUUGUUCUUUAAACUGGCUUGCAUUCUUCCAAAAUAUCAUCUGAUCAGUACUGUCUGCUGUUUAGGAACUUUUUUUCAAUUAUCCUAGUUAUUUUAAGUUUGUGGUGACCGUAUUAAGUAUUUUUUAUGUGGGGAUAUGACUAAUAUGCUGCUAAAGAGACUAGAAUUCUCUUCUGUAAAGGACCCAGAAUGUCCCUUUCGAAGAGUCUAAGAAUGCAUAUUUAUAUACAACAGGGAUGGUAAUGAAAUGUUCUUUGUUCUGUGGCAGCCUCAGGGCUCUUUUCGUAUUUGAAAGAGAAAUCCAUUAGGUUAUGAGGUGAGAAAACAGUUGUGAUUUGUACUGUAUAUUUGUUCUGAUUGUGGUGUAUACAACAAAUACCUGAAAAUAACCUCUUAAAAAGCAUUUUUGUUAACUUGGCUGGAAAAUAAAUAUGUCUUAGCAGUCAGAGGCUGUCUUCUUAUAGAAAACAAAUUUCUUUGCAGUUAGUUACUGUUGACUUAUGAAACUUGUGCAUGCUCUGCUUUUUCUGCGGGAUUAAUUGUGGUCAGUGUCCGUAUCUGUGAUGGUAAAGCAGCUAUUCAACAUGAAAUGACAAGAACUCAUUUAAAUUCAUAUUUAGACAUAUCAUUACAUGUAAAUUGGUUAUAAAUGGUAGAGCACACACUUUAUUAACUGGUGAACUUGCUGAGUCGAUCAUUUCGUGCAUGAUAAUUUGCAAAUAAAGUACCGGUGCUUGUUUUUAUAGUCAUAUAAAGCCUUGAGGGUCAUUUUCUCCUGUUUUUGAAAUGCUAACAUGUCAUUUUCAUUUUUACUGAGUAGGAAAUAAUUAUGUUAAUGAGACUUUAAAAAAUAUUAAGUCUGUGCUGACUGAUUUGUGUUUGUGUAUAACUCUGAUAUACUGUCAGGUUAUUGAGAUGCCUCUGGUUUUCUAACAAGGACUGAUGAAGUAGCUUCCAUGAAUGUACUUUAUAAAAACCUUAACUUCAAAUACUGUGGUAUAAGACUAGAUUUGUGCCUUUAGCUAGUAGUUUUUAUUUCAGAAAAUAGUUUUGCUGUCAUGGUGAUUUCUCCAUUCAUUUUCUCAAGAGAAGGUAUUGUCAGAUUGUGGCAAUUUGAGUCAAAGAAUUGAAGUUAACAAUUUGAGUGUUAUUUCAAAUUGAGUACCAUUAGCAUGAUUCUUAAAGGUACUAUCUAGUGAUAAAGCAAUAGUUCUAAAGAAGAAUUUUUGCAAAGAAUGUGUUAAAUACUUACUGUCUCUGUUAUUAAGCAACUGGCGUUAUGAUUACUUAAUUGUUUCUAGUAAAUAGCGGUGUUAGACUUCUACUUCCAUGAAAGGAUGCAACAGAAAUGCUCUUGUAAAGCCCUGCUUUUUCUUAGGAAGGGAUCCUGGCAGAUCCUUCUUCAAGUGCUUACACUCAGUUCUUUCAGUUUGUGAAAAAGCCAUGCUUUGCUCCACAAUAUCUCAACAGUAAGUGACCUCUGCUGGUUUCCUGAAAGGUUAUUUCAUGGUCCCCAGGCAUAAGCAGCUCCGUAUCCUUGCUUUUGCUCAGCUCAAGUGGAUAGUGAGUUCUUCUGUACUUCAAUACUGAGUUCAGUAUUGAAAAGUUAUAGUACAAGUAGAUCCUUGAGCCUCUCGGUGUAAGUGCAAGUGCCAAACAGUCCAGAUCUUCUUGCUGAAGUUAAUGUGUGAAUUUAUAUGACCCAUAUACCUCAUUUUUGACUCUAACCUAUGAAAUCAUUAAUACGGAAGUAACUCACAUCUCACUAGUUUUACUAAAUUUCUGGAUGAACUUCUAAGAAUUGUCUGAAUGACUUCAGUCACUUCAGUGCCUUUGAGUAUCUCACCUGCUAUGAAGAAAUCUGGUCCUUUAUUCUGAGAUAGUAUAAUGAUACACCUAAGAUCACUUGGAGAAGGAUGUUUUGUGUAACACAUCUAUGGAAUUAGCAGAACCAUUCGUGCCAAGUUGUUGAAAUUCUAUCAGUCUAUGCAUGAUUACUCAUAGUACCACUUCAGCGUUCAUAUCUGCUUUUUAACAACUGCUUUUAACUACCUGCAUUCAAAAUAGUAAACACUAGUAUGCAUCAUUUGCAACUUUUUCAUAUAUGUAUCACUCAUUGUUCUGUGAUGUAUCUGUUCAACUCAGCAGAAACAAACUGGUCUCUUCUACAAAAGCUAGACUAGCUUGAAUUUGUCUUUGGAAGACAUAGGAGGUAAAGUAACAUGUUCAGUAUUACUGAUACUUCAUAGUACAAAAAAGCAGCUCGUAGAUGCAAAAUGAAAAGAGUGAUUGAUAUAUCUUAAUUUAUCACCAGUUUAGUUUUUGUUUCAUUGCUUUUCCAUGUAAGCAAAUCCCUGAGAAGAUGUCUAUUGAUAUUAGUCAAGGUUUAUGAUAUAAUAAUCAGGG
This is a messenger RNA of Gallus gallus (chicken), 4158 nucleotides long. It is a transcript of the gene AUH, whose product is annotated as AU RNA binding methylglutaconyl-CoA hydratase. The record is from RefSeq and is a predicted model, not a curated record. Gene Ontology annotation, cellular component: mitochondrion. Gene Ontology annotation, molecular function: enoyl-CoA hydratase activity. The coding region runs from base 21 to 1073 and encodes 350 amino acids. NCBI's taxonomy places the organism in Eukaryota, Metazoa, Chordata, Aves, Galliformes, Phasianidae. Gene Ontology annotation, biological process: fatty acid beta-oxidation. The transcript is spliced from 11 exons.